This is a messenger RNA of Amblyraja radiata (thorny skate), 2952 nucleotides long. RefSeq lists its product as uncharacterized. Bases 1 to 2952 code for a protein of 983 amino acids. Lineage: Eukaryota; Metazoa; Chordata; Chondrichthyes; Rajiformes; Rajidae. The record is from RefSeq and is a predicted model, not a curated record. The transcript has a single exon. Gene Ontology annotation, biological process: DNA integration. Gene Ontology annotation, molecular function: nucleic acid binding.
AUGUCUUACCGACCUCGGCAUCCUGAAAGAUCGAGUGGAGAACGCUCCCCGCACCCUCCCAAGGCAAAGAAGCUUGGUAGAGGCGGGUGUGUGGUUGAGGCUGGACUGGAGCUCCAAAGUUGUGAGUGUUGGGGCAAAGUGCAGUCAAGGAAGAGAAGGGUGCAAAAGCGGGAACCGCCAUUUUGUGGCACGCCUAAAAACAGAAGAGAAGGGUGCCAUUUUACAAGUUUUACAAAUUUCAUUGAAGCUGAAUUAGAUAACUUAGAGCAACAAGGAGUGCUCUCAAGGAUAGAUUGGAGUGAAUGGGCUACACCUAUUGUGCCGGUUAUGAAAAAGGCUUUGCCGGAUGGCCCGGGAUUAGCACAGAAAGUACGUAUUUGUGGUGGUUUUAAAGUUACAGUGAAUCCAGUGUUAAAAGUAGUACAAUAUCCAUUGCCAAAGAUUGAUGAGAUUUUUGCCUCAUUGGCAGGAGGGCAACAUUUUUCUAAAAUAGAUCUGGCACAAGCAUAUUUGCAGAUGGAGGUAGAGGAAGAUUCCAGACAUUACCUGACGAUUAAUACUCAUAAAGGCUUGUAUAGGUAUAAUAGGUUGGUUUUUGGGGUAGCUUCGGCGCCGGCUAUGUGGCAGAGAGCCAUGGAGCAGGUGCUGCAAGGUAUUCCAGGUACCCAAUGUUACUUGGAUGAUAUUUUGAUCACAGGUAGGACGGUGGAAGAACACCUCUCCAAUUUGGAACGGGUGUUGGGCAGGUUAAAACGUUAUGGCCUUAGGGCUAACAAGGCCAAGUGUGACUUCUUCAAGGAACAACUGGCCUAUUGUGGACAUUUGAUUGAUAGACAUGGGUUGCAUAAAUCACCAGACAAAAUUGCUGCGGUGGUAAAUGCGCCAGCUCCGGUGAAUGUGUCACAGUUACGCUCAUUUCUGGGACUGAUAAAUUACUAUCAUAAAUUUUUGCCAAACUUAUCUGCUAUCCUGUAUCCAUUAAAUGGAUUGUUAAAAUCAGGGGUGAAAUGGAAUUGGUCGUUGGAAUGUGUGAAGGCAUUUGCUGAUAGUAAGGCCUUGAUUACAUCAAGGAAGGUGCUUGCACAUUUUGAUCCAGCAAUACCAAUUAAGCUGGCUUGUGAUGCAUCUCCUUAUGGUAUAGGUGCAGUGCUUUCACAUCAGUUUCCAGGGGGUCAUGAACGACCAAUUGCUUUUGCAUCAAGGUCAUUGUCCACGGCUGAAAAGAAUUACGCCCAAAUUGAUAGGGAGGCUCUUAGCCUUGUAUGGGGUGUUAACAAAUUUAAUAAUUACUUAUAUGGACAGAAAUUUACAUUGAUUACGGAUCAUCAGCCGUUGGUUUCGAUAUUUAAUCCAAAAAAGGGGGUGCCCUUGAUGACGGCACAGCGCUUGCAGAGAUGGGCCUUGUUUUUGGGUGCACAUCGUUAUGACAUCCAGUAUAGAGGCACAAAGUUGCAUGGGAAUGCAGAUAGUUUGUCAAGAUUGCCAUUACCGAUUGUAAGUGAUGUACCAAUGACUGAUGUGGCAGAAUUGUUUCAUAUGUCCAUUUGUGAAGUGUUGCCAGUGGAUAACAAACGUAUAGAGCGUGAGACAAGGAAUGAUAGGACUCUUUCAGGGGUAUAUGAUAUAACAGUACGAGGGUGGCCAGCGGAAGGAGAUUCUCGGUUUCCUCAAUAUUCAGCAAGAAGAGAACAAUUGUUUACGUGCAGGGGUACCGUGAUGUGUGGUUCUAGAGUGGUGAUCCCCCAAAAGUUACAGAAACAAAUCUUGGAGGAACUACACGUUGGUCAUCUAGGAUGCACUAAGAUGAAAAGUCUGGCUCGUGCAUAUGUAUGGUGGCCAGGUAUUGAUGGCCAGAUUGAGGAAUUGGCCAAAAAUUGUUCUGGCUGUCGGCUUGAGCAGAAGACACCUCCAUUGGCCCCUAUCCAUCCAUGGGAAUGGCCGUCUGGUCCAUGGAAACGGGUUCAUAUUGAUUAUGCAGGACCCUUUCAAGAGUCUAUGUUCCUGGUGGUAGUAGAUGCGCAUUCGAAAUGGCCAGAGGUUAUAACGAUGUCCUCGACUACGUCUCAGAAGACGAUUGCGACGUUACGAACAAUUUUUGCAAGGUAUGGUUUGCCUGAACAAAUAUGUUCGGAUAACGGGCCUCAAUUUGUAUCUGAAGACUUUAAGAAGUUUCUGAAGACUAAUGGCAUUAAACACUAUACGUCGGCACCUUAUCAUCCGGCAACAAAUGGACUGGUGGAGCGUUUUGUACAGACCUUUAAGAAGGCGCUGAAAGCAAUGAAACAUGAGGAUCUGCCUAUGCAACAUAAAUUGGACAAUUUUUUGUUCAACUAUAGAAAUGCGGUUCAUGCUGUAACAGGUCAAUCACCUGCGAUGUUGUUUUUCAACAGACAGUUGGGUUCCAAAUUGGACUUAGUUCGUCCUGAUCUUAGAAGACAAGUGGAACGGAAAGUGUUCCAUUGUCCACCUCAACGUCUUACCAGGAGUUUCCAGGUUGGUGAAGCUGUACUUGCCCGCGAUUAUAGAAACCAGAAAUGGCAGCCGGGAGUUGUUGCGGAGGUACAAGGACCUCUAAUGUAUGCAGUCAACACGGCCGAUGGCCAGAUUCGCCGGCAUGUGGAUCAAAUCGUACAGUCUACUAUUGCUCCUCAUCUGGAACCUCGGUUAAGUGCUUCGGAUCAGCCAGUAUCAAUGGGGGGCCAAUGGUCGAAUAAGGAAUUGGAACCUAUUGUGCCUAUGUCUUGUUAUCCUGUUCUAGCUGCCAAAGAAGCACCUAUGCCUUCGUUGGAUAUUUCACCAGCUAAAGUAGCAGUACAGGUUCCUGACCAGGUGGUUGCAAUACCAAAACAGGUGUUCCCUAGCUCGGAAGUGCGGUGUUCGCCUGUAAAAUCUGGAUUAAGACGCUCAACCAGAAUAUCAAGGCCGCCACAGAGGUUGAUUGAUGAACUUUGA